AUGAGAUUAUCCAGUUUAUUAUUGCCAUUGCUUUCCCUAGUGUCUCUGGCUGUUGCUGCUUCCGAGGACUUUGUUCCUACUCCAGAGAAACCAUUUGAGAUCCGUAUCAGUUACCUUGUUAAGGAGAAACAGUCAUCCCCACAGGAUCUGGUCAGUCUCGAGAAUGGUGAAGUUGCGGCUGUUGAGUUCACCUUGAAGAAUGAUGAAGAUGAUGAGGUCACCAUUGCAGGUGUUGCUGGUUCUUUCAACAACCCAGUUACCGGGGACGUUGUUGCCAAUGUUACUGGAAGCAAGAUUGGUCCUAUCACCGUUCCAUCUGGUGAGACGGUCACCUUCAUCCAGAACAUUGGUCUUGAUUUGAACCCAGAAAACUACCUCUUUGUUCCUGCAAUCUACGUUUUCCACCAGGAGAAGUUCAUGCAGUUGGGAGCCAGAAACCAGUUGGUCACGGUUUCAGACCCAAAAAUCUCUGUUUUCAACCCUCAAUUGAUCUUCCUUGAAAUUGUUUUAGUUGCAUCGCUGGCCGGUAUUGCCUAUGUUAUCUACUCCAUCUUUGGAAAGCAAUACUUUGAGUCUGUGACUCCAAAGAAGUCUGCCUCCGCCCAACCAAGUGCAGCUGUUGCCAGUGGGUCCAAGAAGCUGGACGAAUCGUGGAUUCCUCAGCACCACCUGAGAUCUGCUUCCAAGAAGGUAAAGAAGACUGCCUAG
This is a messenger RNA of Kuraishia capsulata CBS 1993, 708 nucleotides long. RefSeq lists its product as uncharacterized. Gene Ontology annotation, cellular component: endoplasmic reticulum membrane; endoplasmic reticulum. The transcript has a single exon. The record is from RefSeq and is a predicted model, not a curated record. Lineage: Eukaryota; Fungi; Ascomycota; Pichiomycetes; Pichiales; Pichiaceae. The coding region runs from base 1 to 708 and encodes 235 amino acids.